Molecule: messenger RNA, 2435 nt
Organism: Elgaria multicarinata webbii
Lineage: Eukaryota; Metazoa; Chordata; Lepidosauria; Squamata; Anguidae
Gene: SLC5A9
Product: solute carrier family 5 member 9
Exons: 15
Coding region: 186-2198 (670 amino acids)
Biological process (GO): transmembrane transport
Cellular component (GO): plasma membrane
Molecular function (GO): D-glucose:sodium symporter activity
Source: RefSeq, a predicted model, not a curated record
ACAUCCAAGACAGCCUGCUUCCACUUUGAAAUGAACCAAAAGUAAGGCGAGGAGAAAGAAACAUAACACCGGGAAGAAAAGAGCAAAGAGAAAAAGAGAGGCGCUCAAGGGAAGUAAUGAAGAGCAGCACAUACCAAAGUCCACUGUGAGAUAGAGAAGCAACAACCACCACCUUUUUGGCAGUCAUGAGCCAAACAGCAGCCACUACCGAGCCACCCAGCAACAGGCCUGAAGAGAAGAGGUUCGCCUUUGAAGUUCCUGACAUCAUCGUUGUUGUCAUUUAUUUCAUCUUUGUCCUUGCUGUGGGAAUAUGGUCUUCUUUUCGAGCCAGCCGGGGAACAAUUGGUGGCUAUUUCUUGGCUGGAAGAUCCAUGACAUGGUGGCCUAUUGGAGCAUCUCUGAUGUCAAGCAAUGUGGGGAGUGGCUUAUUUAUUGGCCUAGCAGGCACUGGAGCUGCAGGAGGUCUUGCUGUCGGGGGCUUUGAGUGGAACGCUACUUGGGCAUUGCUGGUCCUGGGCUGGAUCUUUGUACCAGUUUACAUCUCUUCAGGAGUGGUCACGAUGCCAGAAUAUCUGAGGAAAAGAUUUGGAGGGCAGAGGAUUCAGAUCUAUCUGUCUGUACUGUCCCUUGUUCUGUAUAUAUUUACCAAAAUUUCAACAGAUAUCUUCUCUGGUGCACUUUUUAUCAAAGUCUCCCUGGGUUGGAAUCUUUACCUCUCAACAGUGAUCUUGUUAGCAGUGACAGCUGUCUACACUAUAGCUGGUGGUUUAACUGCUGUGAUAUACACAGAUGCUCUGCAGACUGUGAUCAUGGUAGCCGGAGCUUUGGUUCUUAUGUUUAUAGGUUUUGAUAAAGUUGGGUGGUAUGAAGGACUGCAAGAGAAGUAUAGUAAAGCAAUACCCAGUGUCAUUGUCCCAAACACGACAUGUCACUUGCCACGGCAAGAUGCUUUCCACAUGAUGAGGGAUCCCAUUACUGGGGAUAUUCCUUGGCCUGGGCUUAUAUUUGGCCUCUCAGUGCUUGCUCUUUGGUGCUGGUGCACUGAUCAGGUAAUCGUGCAAAGGUCACUCUCAGCAAAGAACCUCUCUCAUGCUAAAGGUGGAUCGGUGCUGGGUGGAUAUUUGAAAAUCUUCCCAAUGUUUUUCAUUGUCAUGCCAGGCAUGAUUAGCAGAGCUCUCUUCCCAGAUGAUGUGGGCUGUGUAGACCCAGCAAUCUGUGAGGAAGUCUGUGGCGCCAAAGUGGGUUGUUCAAACAUUGCCUACCCUAAACUGGUAAUGGAACUCAUGCCUGUAGGACUCCGCGGUUUGAUGAUUGCUGUGAUCAUGGCUGCCUUGAUGAGCUCUCUCACCUCUAUCUUCAAUAGCAGCAGCACACUCUUUGCCAUAGAUAUCUGGCAGAGGCUCCGUAAGAAGGCCACUGAGCAGGAACUCAUGAUUGUUGGAAGGGUGUUUGUCCUUAUUCUCGUUGCCAUUAGCAUCUUCUGGAUCCCCAUCAUCCAGACAGCAAACAGCGGCCAGCUCUUUGACUACAUUCAGUCAAUAACCAGUUACCUAGCGCCACCCAUCACUGCACUCUUCGUCCUAGCAAUCUUCUGCAAGAGGAUCAAUGAGCCAGGAGCUUUCUGGGGCCUGAUCUUUGGACUAGCAGUUGGUUGUGUUCGGAUGGUUAUGGAGUUUAUCUAUAUGGCGCCCUCCUGUGGUGAGGAAGACCAAAGGCCAGCCGUGUUGAAAGACGUGCACUAUCUGUACUUUGCUAUCAUCUUGUGUGCACUCACUGCUGCUGUCAUUGUCUUUGUUAGCCUCUGCACACCACCAAUCCCAGAAGAAAACCUGGCCCGAUUAACAUGGUGGACUAGACACAGCAAAACACCUGGAAAAGACCUGGAGAACCACAUCUACCAAAGCACAGAAAUGACUUCCAUCAACGGAGAAUUUUUUUUAGACACAAUGCAAUCAGAGAAUGGAGAUUUAGCUCAUAAAGAAUAUGGAGAAGUAAAGCAUCCUUACUGGAAGAAGUUAUAUUUCUGGUUCUGUGGGAUUUCCAGGAACCCCAAGCCCACUUUAACUAGAGAGGAAGAAGCUGCCCUUGAGAAGAAGCUGACCAGCAUUGAGGAAGAGCCAGUGUGGAAAGCGGUUUGCAAUGUCAAUGCUAUCGUUCUUUUGGCUAUCAACGUCUUCUUAUGGGGCUACUUUGGAUAAUCAAACUCAAAUGAAUCGAUUGCUUUGACUCAAUUUAGAUCAAACAAAGGCAUCAAGUGACAGAAAUGGAUUCAUCUUGGAAAAAAAACAGGUUCCAAGCCCUUAUUCAAGCAUGGACUUCCAGGGUGGCUUUGGAGAGGCUCCCUGUCUGUCAACUUCAAUAUUCCUAUUCACACAAAUAAGAAACAAUCUUGACCUACUUCACAGGGUUGUUGUGAAAACCAGCAAGAUAAAGCG